Cokeromyces recurvatus is the source of this 1153-nucleotide messenger RNA. RefSeq lists its product as uncharacterized. NCBI's taxonomy places the organism in Eukaryota, Fungi, Mucoromycota, Mucoromycetes, Mucorales, Mucoraceae. Bases 74 to 1057 code for a protein of 327 amino acids. The record is from RefSeq and is a predicted model, not a curated record. The transcript is spliced from 2 exons.
UUUUUUUUUAAAUAUAAAUAUUUAUAUUUAUAUGAAUACAUAUAAGUUUAUUCCUUUUGUUUUCUAAUUCAUCAUGACUGAUAAAGGAGAUUCGAAGCAAGAAGAGACACAAAAAGAUCUAAAUUUCUCUAUUCAAGAUGUUUUAGAGAAUAAAGAAAAGAAUCAAUCUAUUCAAUCAAUGGUCCAGACAUUUAAAAAUGAAGAAAAUCAAUCAGCUUCAUAUAAGAAUCUUCCUGCAGAAAUACAACAUUUAUUUACUUUACCAGAACAAUCAUACGCGUCGACACCUAAUGCUCAAUCAUGGAACAGUUCCAAUAUAAAUAGUAGAUCUUCUACCAAUACACCAGCAGCUUCUUUUGUCACGCCACCUACUCAAGAACAAAAUGCUACUCCUUCACCCUUACUUUCAAAUAAUAUUAAUAACAAUUCUGCAAAUAAUGUAAAAAGUUUAAAACCUUCUUUACAACCAAAUAAUCAAUCUCCAAUUCAGUCUUCUCCCCAACCAAUGACAUCUAGUCCUCAAAUAACAACUGCAAAUACACAACCAUCACCAAAGCCAACAGGUGAACAGGACAAGCCUUUUGUUAACUCUCCAAAAACAAAUAUACAGCCUUUAUCUUCACCACAAAUGAAUGUUCAUUCACCACUUAUUCAUGUACAUCCUUCACCGCAAGUCCAAGCUCAAGUUCGUUCUCCUCUAACCUCAGUUCAAUCCUCGCCUAAAGCGAUAACACCUCAGUCACCUUUUAUUCAUCCUAAUUCUCCUGCUAUACAAUCCCCUAUCAAAAGCCAACAACAAAGUCAUCAAAAGCCAAUUAGCCAAUUGCAGUCUCAGUCACCCACUAUACAUCAAUCUCCAAAACCUAUUGCUCCACAGAUGACUCCAAAGCUACAACCUCAACAACAAACUCAGCCUUCAAUUAUUUCUAAUAACCCUCAACAACCGACAGGAGCUUCUCCCAUGACUUUAUUAGACAAUCUUACGUCGCAAAUGCCGCCUGAACGUAAAGAGAAAUUCAUUGAUUUGUUCAGACAAUUACAAGUAAUCAACAUGUAAAAAGCUAUCAAUGCGUGAAUUUGUAUUAAUUAUUUUUUUUCCCCAUAGAAUAACGCAGUUACAGCAAAUCAAUUUUUAGCCCAAGCAAGGGUAUUA